AUGUUUUCUCGCAGACUAUUAAGUACAAGCGUGUUUUUGCAAGCUUCCAAAACUUCUUUGAGAAAGACGGUGAAGCCUACCGAAGAUAUUCCAGAUGUAUCAGCAUUUUUGAGUAAGAUUGGAAGAAAAUGUGAUGAGUUUGCGGAAACAUAUGAAAACAAGUGGGAAAACCUUUUUGCCUGGGAUGGGAAAGUUUUGAAGGAAAAGGGCAUUCCAGUACAACAGAGAAGAUACAUACUAAGCCAAGUUGAAAAGCUAAGAAAGGGUGAAGCUAUUAAGGAGAUAAAGAAGGGAAAGAAGUCAUUCUUUGGUGGUGAAAGAAAGAGAAAGGAAACUAUCGCAAAGUGGAGAGCAGAGCAAAGAAAUGCUGCAGCCUAG
Molecule: messenger RNA, 378 nt
Organism: Kluyveromyces marxianus DMKU3-1042
Lineage: Eukaryota; Fungi; Ascomycota; Saccharomycetes; Saccharomycetales; Saccharomycetaceae
Gene: FYV4
Product: mitochondrial 37S ribosomal protein mS41
Exons: 1
Coding region: 1-378 (125 amino acids)
Cellular component (GO): mitochondrion
Source: RefSeq, a predicted model, not a curated record